AUGGACCCUCGCAUCACAAUGCAAGAGUUGGCGUUCCUGCAAAGCUCUCUUCUAGCAAUUCUAAAGCAAAUAGGCAACAUUUGUCGAUGUAAUGACUCUAAAUCCCUUUCUGGAAGGAGUUUGAAAACAUAUCCAGAGCGUGAGAGCGGCUAUGACUAUCGGGGCUGGAUAGGGACUCCUAGAGAUUAUUUGACAUGCUUUUGGAAAGCGAUAAACAAUGCAGGCAUUGCUCAGGGGCAGUUUGAUACAAGGUUAGGGAUACUUUUCAACCUCAUUGACUUUGAGUGCUUUGCACUCGCACGGGGUCAAUUCCGAGUUCGGAUUAGCCCGGAAUCGGCUCUGAAAGUUGCUGGUUUGUUGGGCAUCGGGUUCGUGGGCCCGGCAUAUACACUAUGUUACAUUUCGGGAAUUUUGAGUUCGUUUUACAUCGAGCUUAGCCCAUUACAAAGCAUAAACAUAAAAACACGGCGCCAAGAGGAGUUGGCGGCGCAGCCAGUUGUAUUUGGCGACGACGCCAACAUCGAUGGCGACGGCGGUGCGAUGGCAGCAGAUCCGAGGAUUCGUCUUCUGGUCCGUUCUCAGUUUUUUCAGCUCCGUUUUUCAUGCAAAAAUAUCCUUCCAUACAGAAAACAGAAAAAACAGUUUAUAAAUAUGAGUAUUUAUGUCACACUUUGUGUUGCAAUUUUAGCAAUAAUAUAUGCGUCAAAAACUAUCAUUAAUAUUCCAAAUCCUUGUUCAGUCAUAUUCUCAUACAGUAAUAUUGAGCAUUACCAGCACCACCAUAAUAAUCAUGCUAACAGCAAACGCAAAAUAGUGAAUAUAUGUGAUGAUUUUCCUGCUGAUAUUCCUCCUCCAGAUACAAACGUAACCUCGACUCUUUGCGUCGAUCCGAAUGGAUGCUGUAACUUCACAACAAUACAAUCUGCUGUUGAUGCUGUAGCAAAUUUUAGCCAGAAAAGAAGUAUAUUAUGGAUAAACUCUGGCAUCUAUUACGAGAAGGUAAUUAUUCCAAAAAGCAAACAAAAUAUAACAUUUCAAGGACAAGGAUACUUAUCAACUGCUAUAGUAUGGAAUGACACUGCAAAUUCUUCACAUGGAACAUUUUAUAGUGGUUCUGUACAAGUCUUCGCCAACAACUUUAUUGCCAAGAACAUUAGCUUUAUGAAUGUUGCACCAAUUCCAGGGCCUGGGGAUGUGGGAGCCCAAGCAGUGGCAAUGAGAAUAGCAGGAGAUGAAGCAGCCUUUUGGGGUUGUGGAUUCUUUGGUGCACAAGACACCCUUCAUGACGAUAGAGGCCGCCAUUACUUUAAGGAUUGUUAUAUUCAAGGCUCCAUUGAUUUCAUCUUUGGUAAUGCAAGGUCUCUUUACGAGAGCUGCGAGUUAAUAUCAAUGGCGAAUCCGGUAGCAGCAGGACAAAGGGUAAUAAACGGAGCGGUUACCGCUCAUGGUAGAGCUUCAAAAGAUGAGAACACGGGCUUCGCAUUCGUCAACUGCAGCCUAGGAGGAACAGGAAGAAUAUGGCUAGGCCGAGCUUGGAGACCUUUUUCUCGUGUUAUAUUUGCCUCUACUUCUAUGACUGAUAUCAUUGCACCUGAAGGCUGGAAUGACUUCAAUGAUCCCACCAGAGACCAGACUAUUUUCUAUGGGGAGUAUAAUUGCUCAGGAGCUGGAGCUAAUAUGACAAUGAGAGCACCUUAUGUUCAAAGACUGAAUGAUACUCAAGCAUCCACCUUUCUUAAUAUAUCUUUCAUUGAUGGUGAUCAAUGGUUGCAAUCUUAUAUUCUCUAACUUGGGUUGUAAAAUAUAUAACAUAACAUGCACUUAUAAAUUUUUCGUUUCUUCCA
This is a messenger RNA of Mercurialis annua (annual mercury), 1844 nucleotides long. RefSeq names its product probable pectinesterase 8. NCBI's taxonomy places the organism in Eukaryota, Viridiplantae, Streptophyta, Magnoliopsida, Malpighiales, Euphorbiaceae. Gene Ontology annotation, biological process: cell wall modification. Gene Ontology annotation, molecular function: pectinesterase activity. The record is from RefSeq and is a predicted model, not a curated record. Bases 1 to 1788 code for a protein of 595 amino acids. The transcript has 10 exons.